Fusarium vanettenii 77-13-4 is the source of this 564-nucleotide messenger RNA. RefSeq lists its product as uncharacterized. Bases 1 to 564 code for a protein of 187 amino acids. Lineage: Eukaryota; Fungi; Ascomycota; Sordariomycetes; Hypocreales; Nectriaceae. The record is from RefSeq and is a predicted model, not a curated record. The transcript has 3 exons.
AUGUCUUCGGCACCGGCGCAGCUGCGCUUCAAGUGUGACAAAGAGAACCCCAAGAUCUUAGUCCUCACGACACAAAAGGUCCUCAACUUUGCCAAAGCCCUCUCCAUCCCCGUCGUAACCACGACCCAAACAUCAGCCAAGCUCGGUCCCACGGUUCCCUCCCUUGCCGAUCUCCUCCCGUCGCCGCCGCACGACAAGACGCGAUUCUCCAUGUUCAUCCCCAGCGUGGUUGCCGACCUCGCCCCCGGCUCCGAGAUCGCCCUCGUCGGAAUCGAGUCCCACAUCUGCAUCACCCAGACGGCGCUGGAUCUGCGCGAUGCUGGACACAAGGUGUACGUGCUCGCGGAUGGCGUGUCGAGCUGCAAUCCCGGCGAGGUGGGCGUUGCGCUGGACCGGCUGCGCGCCGAGCCCGGCAUCACCGUCACGUCGAGCGAGAGCUGGAUGUACGAGUGCGUGGGGGACGCGUCGCAUCCUGCCUUCAAGAGCCUGAUCGGCGUCGUCAAGGGGUCAAUGGCUGAUACCAAACAGGUCUGGCAGUCGUUGCCUCCUGGUUCCAAGAUUUGA